GGCUGAGUUUCAGCACCCCAGAAGCUGACUUUGCAUCUUAAUCCUCUCUCGUCGCCGUCGUCGUCCUCCCUCGUCUACCAUGCUUCUGGCCCCAUCUGCAACCCGGUUGCACAGCUACUAGUACACGGCCGACCCCUACGUAAACUACCACUACUACUACUACCACCACUACCACUACGUAAUCGACCAUUCCACCCCCGCAAACAAAGUCACCUGCAGCCACCAUCGCCGACAUGCGAUUCUAAGGGAGAAGGGCUGGAAUACAGACACAAGAUAUAUAUAUAAAACUCCGCUGGCUUCUUCGAUUCAAGAGGCGACAUCUCAUUCGACAUGGCCUCGGUUGGACGCCGACGGAGCAUCCAAUCCUCGCGCGACCAGUCGAGUAGGGACAAUUCCCUGGCCGCACCUGGCAAUCGAGCGACGUCAAAGGGCCCAGCAUCAUCGACUGUUUCGCUCGCAAGCAGCGACAAUCCAAGCGAGGAGUUGCGCAGGUCCACCGACGGCGCAAUAGACAGGCUCAAGAGUCGCAACUCGGAAGACGGUCGCAGCGACACAUCAUCGUCCCAUCGCCGGCGCAUGUCUAGGCUCUUCAAGGGCAGGAAGAAGCGCACAAAGUCUGGCAGUCCAGAUGACGUUUCCCCCUUGGAUUCUAAUGAACAUGUUCCUCCUGUGCCAGACAUCAGACUGCCAAGUGGGGACCUGCCAAACCACAGCCAGGAAUCGCUGGGAUUGGCCAAGAGCGUCACAAGCAGCCUGCUAACAGAGGAUUCGGAUUCGGAAGCCUCACCCAUCAAGCGGCCUGGCAUAUCACCACAUCAGUCACAUGCAGGACUCUUGACCCUGUCGUCGCCCUUGAUAACCUCCGAGACCAUCGACUCCGUGGACGCCGCAGAUGUCACCCUCGUUAACUCCGUGACCACCGCCGAAGAAGGCCCUGUUCGAGCCGCGAACACGAUAGACAGUACUGCGAAUAAGCGGGGCGCCUCUCCAGUUGGAAAGCUCAAGGAAGCGUUUGCGCCUACUCGAAGAAACAUCUCCCCGAAGAAGCCGGGAGGCGACGCUGACGGUCCAAGGCCCAAGACCAGUGAAAGCAGCCUUGGCGCGCUGUUCGGAGGGAAGAAGCGUGAGACGAGGGCGUUGGAAGAACCCUUUCAGGCUUCACCACCACAGAUACACACAGGCCCAGACACACAGUCAAAGACAUCGCUAAGAUCGACGGCACCAAAGCGCAUCAUCACCCAGAUUCCCGCAACCCCGCCAAAUCUACAUGACGCACCCACGACUCUGGUGACCCCGCCUACGCCGACCGAUGCGAAAGCCACUUCCCCCGCCGACUCGAUACGCUCCAAGAACGGCACGAAGCACACUACUUCGCAGUCGAAUCCCAACAUAGUAGUGUCUCCCUCGGGGAACAUGAUAUCGCAUAGACGCGUGCGUUCAACAUCCAAUGCUCCCAGCAAGCUCUCGCACUCCACAACACUACCCCUGACGCCGCAUCUUGAAGAGGCAAAGACCCCUGGUGGGACUGCUGUACACGCUCAGUCUCCGGGCGGGCCUGGCGGAUUUUUCGCAUCCAUAUUCUCCGCUGCGCAGAACGCUGCCACCAAUUUGACCGACACCAUCGCUAACAGCGCGCCUGGGAAGAACACAAAAACCAAUCAACAACAACAAAAGGAAGAGGACGAGAGACCGGAAGACGGCGGAGAGGAAGUUAUUGGGCCUGAGAACGCAGACUCGACAGAGAACAGUGGCACCGAGAAGCGCAGACCAGCUGUCGAAACACUUGGGUCUGGGAACUUGAGCUUGGCCCAGCUUGGAAUUGCUGAGAGCAACGAAGUCAGUCCCAUGUCUUCUGUAACAAACGUCACAAUGAAGGCGGACGAAGCCUCUGCGAAUGUUGAAGACAUAGCAGCCGCCCACGCAGUGUCAGCCGCUUAUGUAGUGGAUAAACCUCCGUCCAUAAGCAGUGAACGCCCACGUUCAAUCACUGCAAAUGCGGGACAGCCAGCAGCAGGUGCAGCCUCUCCUCAAAGACAGAAUGAAAUCACAGAUUCUCCAGCACCAUCCUCGGUCCAAAGACAAGGCAGUAUUCGCAGUCGUUUAAGCGAUAGUAGACGGAGGCGGCAUCGGGGCAGCUCCGCUACCACAGGCAAUGCAAUAGGUGCUGCCAUAAGUGCCAGUACAGCGACUUUAGUGCCCAAUGCUGCAUUGAACGGCAGUCGUCUAAACGGAACUGGGUUUGCGGUUGCGUCCUCGAAGCGAAAUCGCGAUUUCCACAACUUGUUCAAGAGCGUCCCUGAGGACGACUACUUGAUCGAGGACUAUAGUGCGGCCCUCCAGAAAGAAAUCUUGCUUCAUGGGCGUCUCUACGUCUCCGAAGGGCAUCUUUGCUUCUCCAGCAACAUCUUGGGCUGGGUUACUAAUCUCGUCAUUAGCUUCGACGAGGUCGUGUCAGUGGAGAAGAAAUCGACAGCCAUGCUAUUCCCAAACGCUAUUGUCAUUUCGACGCUGCACGCUCGAAACGUCUUCGCAUCCUUCCUGACUCGUGACGCCACCUAUGACUUGAUUAUCGGUAUCUGGAAGAUUUCACAUCCCAACCUUAAAUCUUCGCUCAACGGUGUCACACUCGAUGGAUCUGCCACUGGCGACAAGACUGAAAAGGCAGAUUCGAUUGGUAGUGAGGAAAUCUCCGACCAGGACUCGGACGAUGAAGUGUACGAUGAGGAUGCUGAAGAGGAUGACGGCAUGGGGAGCUUCACUGAAGCUGGCGAAGGCAGCGUUGCUGGUAGCGAGAUGGGCUCUUUGCCAGGGGAUAUCAGAAAGCUCAGCGGUGCGGUAGCACAAGCUGUCGGCGCCGGCAGCGAAACUGUGGAAGCAGCGAAAGCCGCAACGAGCGGUGCUACGACUGGACAGGACUUUCCUGGCUCAACAUCACAUGCGCCCACAGAAUGCGGAGACGCAGAUCAGCAUUACGAUAAGCUCCUCAUUGAUACCACAAUCCCAGCCCCACUAGGAAAGGUUUACAGCUUGAUGUUCGGGCCCGCGUCCGGCGUAUUCAUGCGGAAGUGGCUGGUCGAGGACCAAAAGUCCUCGGAUCUCCAAAUGGAAGACGAUAAGAAAGGACUUGGCGAAGACAGGAAAUCUUUCAGCUACUCCUACAUCAAGCCGUUGUCUGCCCCAGUCGGACCACGGCAAACAAAAUGUAAUAUUUCUAUGGCGCUUGAGCAAUUCGAUUUGGAGAAGGUGGUCAGCGUACAAUGUAGUACCGGUACCCCGGAUGUACCCAGCGGCAACAUCUUCCUCACAAAGACCAGGUACUGUCUUAUGUGGGGUCCAGGGAAUAGUACACGGUUGAUCAUGACGUUCACGGUGGAGUGGAACGGCAAAAGCUGGUUGAGGGUACCAAUUGAGAAAGGUGCAAAUGACGGUCAGAUGUCGUAUGCCACAGCCCUCACAGCUGCUCUACGCACCGCCGUGGCCGCCAAAGCCGCACCGCUCCGUGUCCCAGGCAAGGGCGGAAAGUCUAAGAAGCGGUCUAGAGCCAACGUCUUAGACGACGCACCAGCACCGGUCACUGCUCCAACCCCCGCCAGUCAAGUAAAGCAGAGCAACUGGGGUCUCUUAGAUCCUCUGCGCAGUCUCUUGGGUCCUGUCGCGGACAUUUUGGAGUUGUUGUUCACGCCGCAAAUCAUCAUUACCGUACUUGGAGCACUACUGAUAUACUCGUGGUUUUUCCGCGGAGCUUCGAUAGCCGUGCGACCCAAUCAGUUAUCGAAUGCGCAAAGGCAGGUUGCGUACGAGGAGAUCUGGCGCCAUGAGGAGACGGAAUUGUGGAAAUGGCUCGAGGAUCGUGUUGCACUAGAUAGAGUGCACACCUCCGUCGCAGGAGGGAGACUUGAACCAGACCCGCGUCUACAAAGCAGUCUGUCACCAGAAAACAUGAAAGAAAGGCAAAUGGACGAGGCGAUCAAAGUCACUGAGGAACGCCUGGGGGUCUUGAAGAACGCAGUGAACCGUGAAAGGUCGAAGUCACGGACUAAGAGUCCGAAGGAGGAGCAGACGUAACACGCUGGGGUUGAAACUGGUCCCCAACUGACCUUUGAAGCUACCGCAGGAGGAAGAUGACACCCUUUGGUCCUUCCUAUAAAAUUCUUUUGUACACGUACGCAGGACUUGCAUGGCGAUGGCGUUUCAUAUCACUAUUAUUAUUGUUGGGAGUAUUAGGUGGUGCAUCGCUGGGUAGCAUUGCACCCAAGCUAUUCUCUGGCGUACGAGCCGUCUUUUUCAUAGCUGUUUCAAACUAUUAUUGUAUUAACCAUUGAGAAAUAUCACUCUAAUAAGCAAAGUUCUUGAUCAUCUCCCUUCCCAUGUUUGACUACGACUAGCAGGAUGCUGCCCACCUCAAAUGACUUAAACCAGUCGAAUAGCAAGAAAUGGAGACGAGUUGUGUAUAGUGAAUGUAGGACGAUGAGGUCAAAUUAUGGUUAAGGAUUUCAGAUCAACAUCAUGAAGAGCACGGA
Messenger RNA from Cucurbitaria berberidis CBS 394.84, 4520 nucleotides. Its product is annotated as GRAM domain-containing protein. Lineage: Eukaryota; Fungi; Ascomycota; Dothideomycetes; Pleosporales; Cucurbitariaceae. The record is from RefSeq and is a predicted model, not a curated record. Gene Ontology annotation, molecular function: sterol binding; sterol transfer activity. Gene Ontology annotation, biological process: intracellular sterol transport. Gene Ontology annotation, cellular component: cortical endoplasmic reticulum; mitochondrion; endoplasmic reticulum-plasma membrane contact site. The coding region runs from base 331 to 4065 and encodes 1244 amino acids. The transcript is spliced from 3 exons.